AACUUAGCUACCAUGUAUUAUUUUUUUUGUAAAUUAAGCAUGCCUCUUCCGGGAGAAGAUUUUAUUAUAAAAGGGAAUUGAAUUAUUCUAUUCUUUAGGAGUGUAAAAUAACACCAUAUCAGCAAUAAUGAGGAUAUAUAUACUUGGGGCAGUGACACUCUUCAGUGUGGCCAUGAUGGCAUCCGCUAACAUGUACAAAAUGCCAAACAUGAAGAUGCAAAUGCCGUCAUAUGGUUAUGGUGGGGGACAAGUCGGCGGUGGUAGACAAGGAGGCUCAAGUGGAUUUGGAGGACUAUUUGAAAUGAUCAUAUUUUUGUUCGUGUUUAUACUGUUGAUUCAAUUAUUGUUCGGAGCCGGUGGAGGUGGGGGAAUAGGAGGAAUAGGGGGUCGAGGCGGAGGCGGAGGGGGAGGCUACGGCGGGUAUCGAAAAGGUGGAGGACAUGGUGGUCAUGGUGGUGGUCAUAAAGGCGGCGGAAACAGCUACAGCACUGACAGCCACGAUAACGAUUAUUAAUCUUUUAAGAAUCAUUGCCCCACGUGAUUUCCUCUUCUAAACGGACCCCAAAGAAACAACCGACUUCCACGAUUGCCAUAACAACGAAUAAUGAAUAUAUUGUUAUAAUUGCUUGUUAUUUGAUGUUAUUCUUUUAUAUUAUUUUUGUAAAUACAUUCCUGCAUUAAGAAAA
Molecule: messenger RNA, 686 nt
Organism: Ruditapes philippinarum (Manila clam)
Lineage: Eukaryota; Metazoa; Mollusca; Bivalvia; Venerida; Veneridae
Exons: 5
Coding region: 128-514 (128 amino acids)
Source: RefSeq, a predicted model, not a curated record